UUUACAAAAUUUGGGACAAAUGUCGUCUGGCGUAAAGAAUGACAAUUGACGUAAAAACAAACAAAUAAAUUACAUUUUUAGGCUGUUUAAAUUUGCAAAGACGGCACUUUCAGGUCUGAAUCAACCGGUAGGUGACGGUGGAGUUCUUGAAUGGCUGGGGACUCCAAGAAAACGGAGUAUUUUCCGCCGUGCUGGGACGACGACGAACGCAUGAGUUAUCUGUUUUCGGACUUUCGGCAAAACAGGACAGUAAACCCAAAAGACUGGGACAAUAAACUUAAAUUCUGGUCGCAGCUGAUCGAGGAAAGGUGCAAAAAGAAGAGAUGUGCUGUGUUUGAGUGCGACAGAGCAGCUGAAGGGUUAAGAAGAAAAGGUCGGCUACCUAUGGGAUUGGAUAGAGUCCUUCGAGAAAUGGCAAACAAUGGACAAAUUGUCAGCAUUGAUGAAUUCAAAAACAGCGUGAAUGCAUCGUGGUUAUCUUGGGGCGUUCAUCAGUUUAUGAGACGACCAGUGUCAUGGGCUGUUGGCUACAUGUUUAAGGGCAGUGAGUCAAAGCUAAGUGGAAGCUACAUUCUCAUGGAUGUGUUGAAGGAAAUCUCAGAGUCCAUUUUAGACACCCAUCGACAGUGUGAGAAGAUGGACAAUCUUGUAGACUAUGCGACUCUCAGAGAUGCAUGUCAAGAUGUUUGUGGUGAUGAGAUGACCUUUGACCUUGUGCUUCUCUACCUGCAAAAGAUGAAGAAGGCCCAUGUAGAAGUAAUACCAGAUGGCUCAAAGGUUGUAAAAUUUGCCCGCAAGAACCAGCCAAAUGUGUCUCCACUCAAUGAAACAGAACUUGGUGUACUAAGUUUAAGGAAAACAAUUGAUUCAUUGGAGAAACAAAUAGAACAACUUCACAAAGACAUGACAAAUCUUCGAUCAGAGGCAUCUCUAAGCAUUCGCAAGGGUCUGAAGUCUUCGGCCAAGAACAUCUUGAGGAGGAAGAAGUUGAUUGAGAGGUCUCUGGAUAAGAAAGAGACCAUGUUAGAUACACUCAUACAACUCCGAGACCAAAUACAUGGAGCGGAGACGAAUAACAUGACUCUUGAAGCAUAUAGAGCAGGAGCUAGUGCGUUGAAACAGACGAUGAAAACAAAUCAACUUACACCAGAGGAUGUAGAUGAUACAAUGUCAGAAGUUCAAGAGGUAAUGGAGUUAUGUGCUGAAAUAGACGACGCAAUGUCACACGGAAACAAAGCAAUAGACGAGUCCGUUUCCUUCUCUGCUGGGUUUGACACUGAGCUACUUGAAGAUGAACUUGCCGAACUCCUUGACGAAUCAACACCUCUAGAAAACCAAACUCAAGCAUCGCCAAAAAGCAAAGUGGGCAAUUCGUCUGCAAGCGGGAAGGACUUCCUCGCCGAUUUUCCAAAGGUACCAGAAUCUGAUCCACAAAGCCCAAGUAAAAUUGACGAACACCCUACAGCGUUGUUAACAAGUUAACAAAUGAUGCUUGGUGUGGCUGGUAGGUAAAAGACACAUAUUUGUUACACAUUGAUGUAGUUUUGUUAUGUGCUGAUAAAGAUUUAUGCCCCUGUAUCGUCAUUAUACUUAUACACCUGGGCUCAAUUUCAUACAGCUGCUAAGCAGAGAACACUGCUUAGAAAAAUUCUUUGCUAAGCAAAAAAUUAGUU
Molecule: messenger RNA, 1673 nt
Organism: Asterias rubens (European starfish)
Lineage: Eukaryota; Metazoa; Echinodermata; Asteroidea; Forcipulatida; Asteriidae
Product: charged multivesicular body protein 7-like
Exons: 9
Coding region: 151-1482 (443 amino acids)
Biological process (GO): late endosome to vacuole transport via multivesicular body sorting pathway; vesicle budding from membrane
Cellular component (GO): cytoplasmic side of plasma membrane; ESCRT III complex; multivesicular body
Source: RefSeq, a predicted model, not a curated record